Molecule: messenger RNA, 1116 nt
Organism: Papilio polytes (common Mormon)
Lineage: Eukaryota; Metazoa; Arthropoda; Insecta; Lepidoptera; Papilionidae
Product: lipase member I-like
Exons: 8
Coding region: 105-1085 (326 amino acids)
Molecular function (GO): lipase activity
Source: RefSeq, a predicted model, not a curated record
UUGUUUAAUAUUAAAUGUAAAUUGACGAAAAGUAACUUCUAUAUAAUUCAAGUCAAAAGAUAUCAAUAAGUUGUUCAAUAACUGACAGACAGCACUUCAAGAGAAUGUACGACUCGAUGUCCAGAAUUAUGUGGACAAUUUUACUUUUAGGUUAUACAUACGUGGAUGCCGCAUCUUUACGCUGUUACAAUGGAUCUUUGGAUAACCCUUUGAUAGUUCCACUGGAUUUCCCGCGACCACUAAUUGACAAGUCUUGUAUUAAUACAAGUAGAGUUACCAAAUUUUUUAUAUCUGGUUUCAACCGGAACGUUACCGGGGAAGAAUCUGUUGCUGUACUAUCCGCGUACAUUAAAAGAGGCGAUGUAAAUGUUUUAUACCUAGAUUGGGCUGAAGAAGCGAAAAUAGGAGGUCUAGGAACUAUUUUGGGUUACAUAAAAGCGGCAUCGAAUACACAAGAAGUUGGAUUUAGAUUUGCAGCAGCUCUAUUGAAUUUACGCGACGGAGGCUUGGAGUUCACCAAGGUGCAUCUCGUUGGUCAUUCCCUAGGUGCUCAGAUAGCUGGUAUCACUGGCAACACGCUACGGGACCAGGGAUAUAUCUUACAACGAGCAACAUGUUUGGAUCCAGCCAGACCUUUGUACUCAGGAUUAAUAAGUUUCAAAAAUGGCGUGGGUCCCGAGUGUGCUAAGCAAGUAGACGUCGUGCACACGGACCCUGGAGGCUAUGGGCUUGCUGAGCGCGUGGGAACCGCUGAUUUUUGGCCCAACUAUGAAGGCGGGAAAACUGUCCAACCCGGCUGUUCCACGGGAGAGUUUGCUUUGCUAAGUCAAGAUGGUUUAUGUAGCCAUAUAUUAGCGUGGAAGUUCUUCGUGGAGACAAUAAACGAAUGUAACUGUUUCCCUGCGGCCAGCUCUCCGGACUACGCCACCUGGACGAAAACCAAUGGCACUACCAAUUCUACUAUUUAUAUGGGGGAAUAUGUCUCACCUGAGGCCAGAGGCAAUUAUUAUUUAGUGACCAACGACCGACCUCUGUACGGCAAAGGAGAUGAAGGCACAAACCCUAAUAACAGGAUCCGGAACUAAUCUUAUAAACGGUAUACGAGCAUUAAAAAUA